Messenger RNA from Daucus carota subsp. sativus, 1593 nucleotides. Its product is annotated as F-box protein At3g12350-like. Lineage: Eukaryota; Viridiplantae; Streptophyta; Magnoliopsida; Apiales; Apiaceae. The transcript has 2 exons. The record is from RefSeq and is a predicted model, not a curated record. The coding region runs from base 98 to 1459 and encodes 453 amino acids. Gene Ontology annotation, molecular function: protein binding.
UCAAAAAACAUAUACAUACACACAACAUUUCACAAAUGUAUCUAUCACCCGCUUGAUCAAUCUCAAAUCACACCAUUCCCAUAUCAAAUCCCCCACCAUGACCACCCAAAACGACGCCGUUCCCAUCGCCUUCCCCGAUUUCCCCGAAGACGUGCAACUCACCAUCCUCUCCUUCCUCAACCAAUCAGAAAUCUCCACGUUUUCCUGCACCUCCAAGCGCUUCUACUCCCUCUGCAACAACGAUUCCAAGCUCUGGUUCUCUCUGUGCGACCGCAAGUUCGGGUCGAAGACCCGGAUCAAGAAAUGGGUCACGGGUCAAAUCACUUACAAGCGAUUGUACAAAACUUUGUGUGAGUUAGAGGGGCUGAUUGGGUUCUGGAGGAGGAGUGGGCAGAGCAAGAAUUGUGGGUCCCCUGGGAAUGUGGGUGAUCAGACGCCGGCCCUUGUGUAUUUUCAGUGGGGGGAUUGUUUUAUCUCGGGGUGUCGAGUUUCGGGUUCGAGGGAGGGAGGUUAUGAUGUUGUCAAGAGGCCUUGUUUCUGGAUUUGUUUGAAUUCGGAAGGGGAAUGUGUGAGUUUCCUUGAUCCCAAUUGUCGGGUUGAGGGGUUCGAAGAGUUGGUGGCCAAAUGCGAUGAUUUGGGGUUUGUGGAGAAUGAAUUGAUCCCGGUGAAUGUGAAUUUUAUGGGGGGUGGGCAUGUGGUUGUGGAGGAGAAUGUGAAUUAUGUGAGUUCGAGCGGUUCGGGGGAGAUUAGGAAGAGUGGUGUUGUGAAAGUGGGGAGUCCGAGAGGAGAGGAGGGUGAUGAGGGGGUGGAGAAUGUGAUUGGGUCUCCGGUUAUGUCAGAUAUGUAUCAGUAUUUUGCGAAUAGGACGAGUCCGGGGGCGGGAGGGGAGAGGUGGUCUAGGAGGCAGAGGAGGAGGGAGAAGGUCAAGAAGUGUUGGAAGAAGUGGGAGCCUGAGCAUUAUGUCAAGAUUGUUAAUUGUUCGCCUACGCCUGCAAGGCCUUUGCAGGGUCUUUGGAAGGGAAUUUGUGAUGACAUGAAACUUGAUUUUUAUUUGGUGGCUUAUGACGACAUUGGUGGUAUUGCUUGUCGGAGGGUUGAGGAUUCGUCUAAACCUUUCUCUGGCUAUGCACCAGUGUUUUGGACAUCAAACACCACAUUCAUCGAGUCUCCUUUUUCGCCAGAAGAAAAUUACAUAUAUGACAGUCGCACACAUCUUAGGCCACCUGAUGCGUCAGACUGUAUACAUGGAGAUGAAGCAGUGGCACGCAUUCUGUACAUCAACUCAAGCUAUGAUCUGGUCAUCCCGGAUUUAGCAGAGACUUCUGUGAAUCCUCGGCAGGUGGAGGGAAGAAUUUGGCAGUAUGGCAAUGGAACAUUUGGUUUUGGGUUUCUUCGUGAUAAUCACAUCGUAGACCUUAAGCUUAUUACUAGGAAUGAUCAUCUCUUAGAUACCAGUUAAUGUUGUAAAGAUUAUUAGUUUGUUUCUUUCUGUUGGACAUUGUUGUUGUACAAAAAGGUUGUGGCACUUGCCACAUCCGUGCACAGAUCUCUUCUGCAUGUUCAAAAAUAAUAAAUGUUUCCUUUUCUUUUGUA